Closterium sp. Naga37s-1 is the source of this 1221-nucleotide messenger RNA. The record is from the annotation of a GenBank genome assembly. NCBI's taxonomy places the organism in Eukaryota, Viridiplantae, Streptophyta, Zygnematophyceae, Desmidiales, Closteriaceae.
AUGUCCAUGGCUCUCCAGUUCAACUCACCCACUCCAGACCACACGCACUUCCGCGCGUUCCUCCCUUUCGCUCCUGCCAUGGAGCCUCUACCCGCUGUAGGUUUCCCGCUCUUCGCGGACUCGUUGCACGCAAGCAAGCGUCUUCGAUCCCUCUCAUCGUCCCCCAUCUCCGUCCCUCCAGCGGCUCUCCUCGAUACUACGCUCAGCCUAUCCUCUACUCCGAUCGCCUCUCCCCCACCGUGCCCGCCGUGUAACGGCGCGAUUUUGGAACGUUCGCCUCCACUCCGGCGGACCAAUCCGCCAGUUCCUGCAGCAAUUCCCGCCGCAGCUCCCGCCGCUCAUCCCGCGCGCUGUCCGCUCCCGCCUGUGGAGGCCCUCCGACGCGCCGUGAAGCGCUCGCACGCCGCAGCCCGUCUCGACGAGGAGGUUACCAGCCAGCUUCGGACCACCCUCCUCUCAGAAUGCCCCUUGCAAGUCCCGUCAAAUGCGCUCGAAGUCGGUGCCGCGGCGUCGGGACUCCCAGCGGUGCUUCCGUGCGACGCUGACGUGGCGGAGCGGCUCGUAAAGUACGACAGGCUGACGUCGUCGCUGCGUGGCUCUCUGCCGCCCGCGAAUCUCGCGCAGUGGGAUGCGGCGGUGGGCAAGCUGAGGGAUCGAGUCGCGAUGAAGGAGGAGUUUGGAAACGACGUGAACGGGUUCCUUCUGUUUCUCCAUGCGCAGCUCGACGCGCAGCAGCCGUCGGCGCGCAAGGCGCUUCAGCUGUUCGCUGCGUUCAAGCAAGCGCAGAGGCAGAAGCAGAACCUGGGAGCCGCGGUGGCGUCUGAAGCGCUUCCGACGGCGACGGCAGCUGCAGCAGUUUCGCGCCGUGUCUCGUCUCUUUCUCCAGAAACUGACGACGAUACCGCUUCCGUGUGUAGCAACGACCCUGAAUCUGCGGAACUGAGAGAUAUUGAAGCUGAAGGCUCACAGGCUGAGUCAUCCUUCUUUCGACGUGACUCAUCCGCAUCUGCUUCCGUGCCUUCCGCAAGCUCCGCCCUUGGGAUUGACGUAACGUGUCCUGCUGCUGUGAAGAAGAUGCUGUUUGAGCUUCAGUCUGCGGUGGUUCAGCUGGAGAGGAAUACCGCGAUGGACGCGCGGAUCAAGGCGGAGAGCCUUGCCGUGUUGCGGACCGCGCAGGGCCACUUAUUAUCGCGCCUCGCUACUGUUGUCCGCUCGGUGUAG